This is a messenger RNA of Mya arenaria, 1853 nucleotides long. Its product is annotated as T-cell-specific guanine nucleotide triphosphate-binding protein 2-like. The record is from RefSeq and is a predicted model, not a curated record. Bases 134 to 1582 code for a protein of 482 amino acids. The transcript is spliced from 6 exons. Gene Ontology annotation, cellular component: membrane. NCBI's taxonomy places the organism in Eukaryota, Metazoa, Mollusca, Bivalvia, Myida, Myidae. Gene Ontology annotation, molecular function: GTP binding.
GUUAAGCAUUUUGAAAAUACAGCGCGCAGUAAGUGAUUAGUCGGGCUAGCAUAAAGACGGAUAAGGAAAUCUUUAACAUUUUCGAAAGAAAGAUGACGCAAAUGCGGACGAACAUGUAUAUACCAUAACAAGUAUGGCUGAAGCGAGGGACCAAACCAAAAAAGGAGACAGCCAAGGAGGGCAGCAACGGAGAUUAUCGUCCGAUAAUGAUAGCAAAGAUGUUAAUAGUGAUGAAGAAGCGGGACUUAUUGAUCCUGUCCGGAACUCCCCAGUUCAGGAGCAGGAAGAAAUCUCCUAUGUACCGGGCAGACGAAAUGAGCCGGCACAGAAUACCCCUAAAGGAGGAACUUGGAUUUUUGAACACAACUUUGUUGAAAAACUAAAAAGCUAUAUGGCCACAGUGAGAAAGGGCGGACUGUCUGAGCUUCAACAGCAGGUUCAAAACGAUCUUGACAGCUGGAAAGCUAUUAAGCUCCACAUUGCUUUAGUUGGACAAAGCGGAUCUGGUAAAUCAGCUUUAAUAAAUGCCAUGUUAGGACUUACUGCAGAAGACGAGUCGGGUGCAGACUGUGGAGUGACUGAAACGACAGAAAAGGUGAAGAUGUAUUGUCAUCCGGAGCGUCUAAAUCUUGUGCUUUGGGAUUUACCUGGAGUAGACACACCUAAUUUCACAAAAGAGCGGUAUUGGGAAAAUGUAAAGAAAAAUGUGGCUGACUUUGAUUUCUUCAUUAUAGUAUCAUCAGGCUCAUUCAAAGAAAGUGAUAUUUGGUUUGCGAAAGAUAUCCAAGAGAAAGAAAAGAAAUUCUUUUUUGUAAGAACACAAGUUGAUCUUGAUAUUAUAAAGGACAAACUUGCAUACCCGAAAACGUACAAGGAAAGAAAUGUCCAAGAAACGGUGAAAAAAUACAUUUUCAAUCAACUUAAAAAAGGGAACGUUGAGCACAGUGGUGAAAAGAUUUUUCUUGUCAACAACUUCGAUACUAGUGCGUUUGACUUUCAAAACAUGAUGAAUGUUUUAAUUAAACAAGCACCAACCUUGAAGCGAGAGGCCUUCGUUAUGUCUUUGGCAGCGGGAACCCAAGUUGUAAUCGAUGAGAAAGUUAAGGUUCUAGAAAGUAGAAUACCAAAGAUCGCGCUUUUAGGCUCUUUAAGUUCAGCGAUACCAAUACCUGGUACAGGACUGGCAGUGGAGUUAGGUCUUCUGUAUUGCGAAGCAAAGAUGUACCGUGAACAAUUAGGAAUUGACGAGGACAGCCUGAUUAAAAUGUCGAAACGAAUGGGAUUGGAUGUAAGCACGUUCAAAGAUAAGAUGCAAAUGAAAAAUCAUUUAAUGUUUGUGUCUGCAACAGAAUUUCUCAAAGUUAUGUCAUAUCUUGCUACUUCAGAAGGUGUCGAAACCGUCGCAAAGUAUACAGUACCUAUUGUAGGAAGUAUCGCUGCCGGUAUGAUCAGUUACCCUGUGUGCUGUUACACACUCAAGCACGUUCUUAAUACAUGCAAGACAGAAGCAUCUAAUGCGAAGACGGUGAUUGGCGAUUGGCUUUGUGCGAAAACCGACCCAGAUAUUAUGUUAACACAAUAAGCUUUGAAUACGAAGCAGCUUCAUAUCAUUUUUGAAGAUUUUGUUGGCAGAAUUAGCGUCAAUAUGGUUCAAACAUAUUUUAUCGAUGAAAAAAACCAACAUAAUUUAUACAAUAUCAACAUAAUGGAUUUCACUUAAAGAGUGUGAACAUCUUAUGAGAGUCCUUUCCCAAUAUAUUGUAUAUACAAUCAUAAUCUAACAAUGAAGCUUUUUUUGACUUCGGAAAAUUAAAAAAAAAGUCAGUUUGGAUAAAAUUAAUAGCAAAACUAGU